CCAUUGAAAUCAUUGAAUACUUUGAAUAGGUUCUCAGAAAUUCACAUUUAGUGUUUUGUUAUAAUUAUAAUAACUAAGCAAUUUCAGUACGCGAGUCCAGCUUAACUAGACACAAUCCUGAUUAUUUUUUCAAUGUAAUGUAACGAAAAGGUAAUAGAAGAAAAUACAGACUACUAUUCACUAGUCAUGGCAUCUAAUCAGGUAGACUACAAAAGUCUCUUUGAUAAGUUCCAAACACAUUUAGAAAAUGCCAUUGCUGGUGCAAAGAAGGCUCAGCCACCCAAAAACACAGACUCAAAUCCUGGGACGUCUAGUGAUAUAAGAAAUAAGAAUGUUGAUAACACAAGGGUAGCACCAACAGUGACAACUAAAAGAUCAUGUGAAUAUACUGUACAGCAACAGCAUCACGCAGAUUUAAAAAGACCGAAAAGAAUGUCUAUAAAUGACACAAUUGAAUUAAAAUUCAGAUGCAGUUUUUGCUCCGCAAGAUUUUCUUCACUAACAAUGGUCAGAGACCAUACCAGAGCGUGCCAUAGAGAAGAAAAUUUAAGGAGAAGAGAAGUAAAAAAUACUAAAGUUAUAUCUGUAGUAGGUAAUAGUAAUACUGGCACACAAAAUCAAAACAUGGAGAAUAAAUCAACGUUUUUGUUCAGAUGCGUAGCUUGUAAAUUUGCUAGUGUUUCUUAUAACCAUAUGAUUGAACAUUGCCAAUACCAUGUAACCAAAUCUGAAAACCCAGAGGUAAUUGUGUCUAGAAGCUCAACAAGGAAAUGUGUUAUAUCUGAUGAGGAGUUUGAUGUUGAUUUUGAGACAUACAGCGAAUCAAAGGAUGGUUCAAAUUAUAAUUAUACAUCUAUAUAUUGUGAUUAUAAUCUUUUGAGACAGGAUAAAUGGCCAGCCGUUGUAGAUAAUAUACCAAAAGCAGAUAUCGACAAGAUAAACUGUGGCAGUAUAUAUUACUUCACCCGAAUUAUUCGUUUGACGUCUCGGAAAAAGGCUUCAUCAGCCCCAUUUAUGGUAUUUUUAUGUGAGAAAUGUCAGAAACAUAUUGAUCCACAUUCCGUACUCGCACAUGUUGUAGAAAACUCGUGUUACCAAGACCUUCCUGAAUACCCUUGUUAUGAUUGUAAGAGACCAUUUCUAGACGAGAAUACAAUGUACCUGCACUACAAGAUGCAUCCAGCAGCGGUCAGUUCUAACAUGAAAUUCAGGACAGUCUUUUUCAAUCAUAAAGAUGAUGAUUUCUUUAAUGCACUUUUACUAAAAGCUGCUGGGGUUAUAAUGAAAAAUGUACAAAAUAGGAAAAAGAAUGUACAAACAAGACUAUCCAAUGAUACUGCUCAGAUUCAAGUUAAAAACAGCCCUGCCACAAACACUCUAAAAGGUAUUGAACAUAGCCCACAAAAAGGAGCAAGUCGAUCAAACCUUGUACAAUCAAUAUUAUCAUUUGAUGUGGCAAAGACACAAAUUCAAGUAAAAAUCAGCCCACAAGGUAAGGAUAUUCAAAGACCUACUGAACUCACCCCACAAAAUGUACCAAAUUGGUCAAAAUUUGUACACCCAAAACUGUCAUCUGGUGUAACAAAGAAACAAAUUCAAAUAAAAACCUCCCCAGCAAAGGAUACUGGUAGGAGUACUGAGAUUACUCCACAAAAUACACCAAAAGUGUCACAACUACAAAAAUUACUAACAUCUGGUGCUAAGGAACCGAUUCAAUUGAAGAUUGUCCUUGAAAAACAUGAUGCUCGAUCAAUGAUCAUCCCAGGAACUAAAACAACUCCUGAAAGCAAAACUGUGUCACCUGAAAUCACUAAAAAUAUUGCAGAAAAUACAAAUAAGACAAUAACUGUUUAUAAAUGCCAAUGUGAAUUAUCCUUCCAUGAAUUGGAUUUUCUUUCCAGACAUCUGGAGAAAUGUCCUUUAGAUAAGACUGCUAGCAUAUUGUGUGCUUGUGGGUUACUUUUUGAUGAAAAACAAUAUCAAGUCCAUUGUGGUAUACAUAGCCAAGGUAUAACGGAACUGAAUGUUAAGAGAAUUACCAUGCGUGAUGACAAAAUAAACAUUAACGGUAAGUGUGAUGAGAAGAAAAUAAUAGGCAUUAAUAACAGAACGAAUAAGAGAGAUUUAGACCACAAUCAAUUAUGUAAAAAAGCAAUUUCGCAACUUGUAGAUACAAUACAAAAUGUAACUUCAAGUUUGCCACAUAUAAAACGGGAGAUAUUUGAUGAUGAUGAAAUACAGUGUGUUGGUUCAAGGAAAGAUGUAAUCAAAGCCCUGAAAGAUCAAGGAACAAUGACUGAAAGGGACCCUACAAUUGGAAAUGAAGUGACGCAAGUAAAUAGAAAGUCUGUUGGUACAGGAACAGAGGAUUUCAAUAUAAUGAUGUUUGAAUCUCAAGGAACAAUGAGUAUGAUAGAAGAUCUAACUGUUUAUGAAAAUAAUGAAAUAGCUAACAGAAAACAAACCAGUGAUAUUAAGUCACUGUGUCCAGUGGCUAACGAUUUAAAUAAACCCAUCAUCAAAAUUCAAGGAACAAUACCUAGAAGAGUGUCACUAAGUAGUCGGGAAGUAAAUAAAGAACUUAUUAAUACUAUGCAAGCUAGCGGUACAAAGUUAGCAAAUUUAGUACCAGAUACUUUAAAUGAAUUGAUUAGGAUAUCUUAUGGUAACAUAGCCGUUGUUGCACCAGAAAUACAAACUUCUUAUGAAGUUAAUAAAGACAAAAGUAAUGAAAAAGAUGGCAAAACAAUGGUACUUCCUUCAGAAGCAGCUGAUGUAAAACAUUUAAAAUCCCUGACAAUGAUGACUAAGGAAGAUGUGCAAGAUAUAACAAAAAUAGUAAGCAAUAAUGGUGUUGAACCUAGCAUUGUGGAAAAAGAGCUAGAUGAUGUAAGCAGUAAAUUUGAUAAACCAAUUGAAAGCCUAAAUUGUGGUACAGAGAAUAAAGAAGGAAAUCAGUCUACAAUUGAAAUUACAAUAGAAGCAGAAACGCAAGAAAAUGAUAUCGACAAAGCCAAAGAUAAUCAUAAUACUGAAUCCACUGGUAAUAUUUGUGAGACGAAAACAAAUGUUACUGAGCAAAAUACAAGUAUUAAUGAUGCAAAACAUGAAGAUCAGAGAAAAAUAGUGGCUAAAGUUUGUGAUCAAACACAAAAGUCACUCGACAUGAAUGAAAGAGAUGACACACUUGAAACACUGAUUGAAAAAGACAAGGCGAAUGAGAAAACUAGUGUGACAAAUGAAUCUGAAAAAAAUAAUGUGAUUGAUUCUGAACAAGUCAGUACUGAUAGUAAGAUUUAUACUGAAGAUGAGCUGUUGAAUGUCCCAGAAAAUACUGAAAUGCCUAAUAUAUGUGAUAUUCACGAUGAAGAUCCAAUACUAUUAUAUGAGGAAGAUGAUAUUGAUGAUGCAGAUUAAAGAAAACCUAGCAAUCGGGAUUAUUUGCUGAUUGCCUAAGCACUCCUGACAGUGGAGAUGUAUAUAAAAGAGGCGCGAUCCUAGCACUAGCACACAGUCUAAGCUUGUGUAGGUGAACGCGUACUAUGAUUGUAUGAGUGAAAUAUGACAGCUCAAGUGUUCGCGUUUUUGACAGGCGGUAAGUGUGAGGUAACCGAGAUGGGGAGGGCGGCGCUUUCAGUGGGGAGCGGUAGUGGCCAUACUGUACGAUGGGACUCUUUACUAUAUCGUGCCUUAGGCAUAUAAAUAAGAAAAAAUGAAUCGAAAAAUACCUAAAAUCAUGUUUAGUUGGAAUUAGAAUGGUGUACCAAACACUUGCAAGUCAGGCGAAAUCUUUAAUUUAAUUUUAAAAUUUUGUGUCACAUGCAGAUAUUUCUGUUUCUUAGAAAAUAUUGUUAAGUCUCCGCCACUCAGGAGCGUUUUGAGAGCGUGGCGCAAUGAGAACUGACCGCGUUAUUCCCGUCCGCAAUGUGAAUUUGUCAUUUAAUUUUUCGCAUGUCUCUUGUGAGUUGAAAUGACUUUACUGUUGAAAUACUUGAAAUUACUUGAGGCUUUAAGACCGUCGCGUAUUAUUAUAGAUUUGGUAAUCGAAACAAUUAUAAGGUAGUCUUUUUAGGGUUCCGUAGUCAACUAGGAACCCUUAUAGUUUCGCCAUGUCUGUCAGUCCGUCCGUCCAUCCGUCCGUCCGCGGAUAAUCUCAGUAACCGUAAGCACUAGAAAGCUGAA
Molecule: messenger RNA, 4182 nt
Organism: Leguminivora glycinivorella
Lineage: Eukaryota; Metazoa; Arthropoda; Insecta; Lepidoptera; Tortricidae
Exons: 2
Coding region: 187-3417 (1076 amino acids)
Source: RefSeq, a predicted model, not a curated record